AAGAUGCUUCCUUAUAGAGAAUUUCAAGCAGUGGUGCUUGCUGGUGGAGGAGGAUCCCGUAUGACUGAACUCACCCAUGGACAACAUAAAUGUUUAUUACCAAUUGGAAAUGUACCAAUGGUUUGGUAUCCCCUUCAGUUAUUGGAACGUGUUGGAUUCAAAGAAGCUAUUGUUAUUGUAUCUGAAAAUAUGGAGAAUAAUGUAUCCUUUGCCUUGAGCAACUUGAACCUUAAAAUUAAGACAGAUAUUGUUGCUAUUGAAGAUGCAGAAGACCUAGGAACUGCUGAUUCCAUAAGACUUAUUCAUGAGAAAAUUCACACAGACUUUAUAGUGAUCUCCUGUGACUUGAUUACAAAUGUUGAUAUACGUGAAAUCAUAAAUCUUUAUAGGAAACAUAAUGCUAGUAUCACAGCUCUAAUGUUACCUGUUCCUAAAGUGCCAGAUGACCUUGUAACUCCAGGUCCCAAAAGUAAGCAAAAACCUGAGACUGAUUUGAUUGGUAUUAGCAAUGAAACAGGACGUUUAAUUUUCUUGGCAUCAGCCUCAGAUUUUGAGGAAACCAUUAACAUUUCGCAAACAUUACUUAAGAAACAUCCAAGUUUCACUAUCCAUUCAAAAUUAAUGGAUGCUCAUUUAUAUGUCAUAAACAAAUGGGUUUUAGAUUUCUUAGUGCAUAAUAAAAAUUUUACUACACUGAAAGGUGAACUUCUUCCAUACAUUGUUAGCAAGCAAUUCUCUAAACCUUCUAAGCAAUGUUUAGAUGAUAAAAACACUUCGAUCGUGCGAGUAAACUUAAAAGAAGACAUCUAUCGUUUUGCGACUGAAAAACCGCUUGAUGAGUUGAUUAGAAAAAUGUCGGCAUAUAAUGAUCAUAGUACUGAUUUAGAGGAUGCUUAUCAUGGGGAUAUAAUAAGGUGUUAUGCCUACAUUGAUAGUGAAAAAUUUGGUUUAAGGGCAAAUACCAUACAAAUGUAUCACCUUGCUAAUACUAAGAUAUCAGAAUGGUGGUCCAAUGAUGACAGUGAAUUAUCUUUUAUACCAAGUAUCUCAUCUAUGGCAACUGUACAUAGCACACAAAUGCAAGACUGUUGCGUGGGCAGUAAUGCCCUGAUCCAUGAUAAAACAUCUCUUAAACAUAGUCAUAUAGGAUCAAAUGCAGUUGUUCAAUCAAAAACUAGAAUAUCGCAGAGCAUUAUUAUGGAAAACGUUAUAAUUAAGCAAAGGUGUGUAAUACAUAAUUGUAUAUUGUGUAAUGGUUGUGUCAUAGAAGAAGGAACAGAGUUGAAGGACUGUGUCGUUGGUCCUCAACAUGUUGUAACAUCUGGAAGUCAACAUUCUCGCGAAGUUCUUACUGAUGAAGAUAAACUAAUAGAAAUUUAA
Habropoda laboriosa is the source of this 1380-nucleotide messenger RNA. RefSeq names its product translation initiation factor eIF-2B subunit gamma (gene eIF2Bgamma). Lineage: Eukaryota; Metazoa; Arthropoda; Insecta; Hymenoptera; Apidae. The coding region runs from base 4 to 1380 and encodes 458 amino acids. The transcript has 4 exons. The record is from RefSeq and is a predicted model, not a curated record. Gene Ontology annotation, biological process: biosynthetic process; cytoplasmic translational initiation. Gene Ontology annotation, cellular component: guanyl-nucleotide exchange factor complex; eukaryotic translation initiation factor 2B complex. Gene Ontology annotation, molecular function: translation initiation factor activity; guanyl-nucleotide exchange factor activity.